This is a messenger RNA of Fusarium tjaetaba, 537 nucleotides long. RefSeq lists its product as uncharacterized. The record is from RefSeq and is a predicted model, not a curated record. The transcript has a single exon. Lineage: Eukaryota; Fungi; Ascomycota; Sordariomycetes; Hypocreales; Nectriaceae. The annotation marks the transcript as partial.
UCUGAGGAUGAGGACCCCGCCAUCAGCAAACACUACUUAGUGGGAAAGUACGGCACCAAUCUUGGAGAGAUUUGGGCGGCUCUAGCUACUGUUACUGCCUACAAGCAUAAGGCAGCUGAACCUACCAGUACCAACACGACAAGCUUGAGCAACCAGGGCUCCCCCCCGCCCCCUCGCAAGAGACCCAGACGGGACGCGCCACCAGUCAAUUACAACGUCCACGACUCUGAUGAGUCUGCCUCAAGCAACGGUCACGAAAGCAACCAAGGGGCCGAAUAUAUGGAACAAGUAGCGACCAAAGACCUCCCGCCUGAUGAAGAUAGCGUUGUGCUUCUCAUCACGCGCGUUUUAAACCUCCUCAGGUACUGUACCCAGCCGUUCGGGUCCCAGCCAGUUGUCGACUUCCGCACUGAACGCCAAACAAUGAGACUUGCGAUUCCCGGUGUUGACGGACCCAUUGUGGCCAUUGACGAUGGCGGUCUGACUCCGGCUCAAGCCGCGAAGGUAGCCAAGCCAGCGAGUUUAUGGAACAAGUGA